CGUGUCUUGGCGUAAAGCAGUUUUGCUGUUGCUGCUGGAUCUAACAACAUAAAUGCAUUAGUCGGUCAAAAUAAUCUUCGUGGCCGCAGAAAUGGACUUACCGGCUUCUUAUUACGGGGAACUUGAUCAAAGAAACCCAGUACUUUCCGCUUUUAGGCGAGACAUUAACUCGUUUAUAACGCUGAUGAAACAAGAGGCUUCAUCCACCAACCAGCACAACAGCACCUACGCUAAAGGGAUUAAAAUCCUGGUGGAGAUAUGGAAAAAGUUCAAACAUCGACUGCCUUUGAAGAUAUACCAGGAGCACAUGUUGCAGAUUGCUGAUUUUCUCUUUGGAAUAAAGCUGUACCAGCUCGCUCUAUGGCACGGCUACAGUCUCCACCUGUCACAGUACAGCUCAGUGAUCAUAACUGACAUCACAGAUGUGGACCACUUCAUGGCCUGCUUCUUCCCUGAAGGUCUUGAUACAGACCAAAACAUAUUUGCCAUGAAGGUCCGUGCCAUGCAGGGCUGUGCCCUGUGUAUUUUUGAGCUGGAGAGACAGCAUAGGUUCCUCAGCCAGAAGGGGCUCUGUAAACUGCUGCGUGUGCUGAACUUCAUGAGGACCAUGAUGCAGGCAUUUCAGCAACAUGAGCACCUCUACCAGCAAAUAUAUAAUGGUUCGUUACACAUUUACAACAUCUGCCGUUAUCUGAUGGCUGUGAAGUGCAGUGCACAGGCACUGGAGUAUCUCCUGUGGGCAAGCAUCAGUUUAGAGUUAUCCAUCACUCUGAUGACAGCUAAGUAUCUGCCAAUGAUUGUCACACUCUACUGUGCUGUGUGCCAGUGUUACUAUGACAGCCAGGCUGAAGUGAAGGCGGAGGAAUUUGCCAGGAGAGCCCUCGGAAAAAUCAGUGAAUUAGCAAAACUGGGGGAGCACGGUGAAGUUUCUGCCACCAGAGAGACUCAGAGAGCUUACAAAGAUGCCUCUAUCAAGCUUGGUGCCAUGAUUUUCAAGCGAGCUGCGUUUGAGACCCGGAAGAGACCCAAAACCUUGUCCAGAAGCAAAGUCAAAAGCACCAUGAAGGACAUACCUAAUGUGCCAUGGCCUCGUACCCCAACAGAGCGCACGCUAAUAGGCCUGUUUGAGUGCAGCCCAGCACAGUUCCUGGGCAUUUUAGAAGCACUCUGGGACAGCAAUGCACGCCCACUGCAGAUGAGGAUGCCAGAAGAUCCGGAGCUGCAAGAGGUUUACCUGGAACUCCUGUCUGCUGGAAUUAGUUUAUUAUCUGGAGUCACAGGUGAGCCGAGGUGUGAUGACCACCCGUGCCUGUCCCCUCUUGUAUUGACAUCGGCAUCGACUCUAGUGGAUUUAGCCAUUUCAGGAGAAAACAAAAUACCCAUCGCAUCUGCAGUGAAGUUCAUCAAGCUGCUGUUUCAGUACAAGCAGCUAGAUGCAUUCACUGAACUUGCCACAGAGAUGCUGCAGGUUUUGUCGGGUGUAGAUGGUCAGUCAUUCAGGAGGGCAGAGCAGGAGCUUGCUUUGCUUCACAGUUUCAACAUUUUGCUGUCUACCCAGAGGAGCCCUCCUAAAGAGGACAUCAUAAGCAAAGACAGACAUAAGGCUUCAUUUUCUAUGAGUGAUAACCUCACUGAUCUGGUACACACCCUUCACAAGUCCGUCUGCGAUUCUCCUCCUGAGGUGCAGCCAGAUAAAGACAUGGUUUUGGAUAUUGUGCUGUUUCUGUGGGGUAAGAUGAAGCCAGUAAUACAAAGAGAUCCUCUGCAAAACCCACAGUUGACACAUUACCAACAGAAGGCAGAUAAUCAUGACAAGUGGCUGUGGUGUCUCUAUGUGCUGUGUGAGGUUGCCUUCGCUUGUGACCUGGCAGAUGUUGACUGUAUCAUGAUGGCAGAGAUGAGCCACACCCUGAGCAUACUGUUGGAGAAUGCAGCUGAAUGUUUUCUUCAAACUCCAACGUCAGCUUGUGAAAGAGACCAUGAUGAUGUGAAGCUAAAGGCUUUCUCUCUUCUAGAGAGUUCAAGUACAGAGCUGCUUCAGAAAGUGUGUAAGGUGGUGAAGAGGGGGCUCGAAUCUUUGGCAAGGGGUGCAGCUACACUGCUUCCCCAAGACUGCUCAGCUUUCACUGACUUUGCCUUCAUGCAGAAAUUUAUUCCCUUCCAGCCAUCGGCUUUUUCCACAACUUCUAAAGCAUCAUCAAAAGACACAAAUGCAGAUGACAAAAUAAAUAUGAAGAAAGGAGAAGUGGAAACUCACACAGGAACUGAUUUUAAAGGCUGUCGACAAACUGAAGCCACACGUAUGUAUCUUCUGACCAAAGACCUCCAUCUAGAGCUGGACAUCAUCCUCCAUAGGGCUUCCCUCAAGUUGCUGCAGCUGAAUGCAGUUGUAGAGUCUGAACUGUUGGAACGGAUCAAGAAAAACAAGGUGUCCAAAGCUCUGUUUCUGGUCCAGAAGGCUUUGCUGGUGUACAACAACACGGACCAAACUGACAUCAGCAAAGCCAAAAGUCUGCUGGAGGAUGCUACCACCCUCAUAGAAAAAGCAGGUAUGGAGGAAAGAAAGGUGUAUAUGUCCUCCACUCCUAAGACUCCAUCUGAAGAUAAAUGCAAAGGAAUCAAGGAGGAAGGACAAAACCCUCCACCUCCCCCUAUCCUACUGUCACGCAAUGACCACUCCAUGAGCUUUGCCCCAGCACCUUAUAACUUGGAAGGACAAGUAUGCUGGUACCAGCUUUGCGGUCGAGUAGCUGAGGGCAUUAACAGGAAAGUCCGCCUUGGAGACUGCAGCCUACCAGGAACUGGGAAUAUGGUACCAGCUGUAUCCAGUGAGUGCGUGCUGAGGGUGGAGGGUCUGGAGCCCAACCAGAAGUAUGUGUUUGCUGUUGCAGCCUACAACAGUCAGGGAAAGCUACUAGGCAAUACUAUAGGGGGGACAACAUUACCAGUGCUGGCAUCCAUGCCUGUACCGCUGCUCUCCGCAUGGGCUCACUUGGCUAAGGUGGCGUUUCAAACAGAGCAGUAUGCCAUCGCAAAGAGAGCCUGUGGGGAACUUUGGAGCCACUGUACCUACCCUAACUGUGAGUCCAGCAGUAAAGAGGAUAGACUGGCCAUCACAGGGCUGCACAAGGAUAUCCUGCAGUACUCCUCUCCUCACCUGUGUCAGCUGCUCCUCACGUCCAUCUUCAUAGAGACAGAGAUCAACAUUCAGGAGGGAUCACUCUAUUGUGACUCAUUCAGUGCCAAUGGACCAUUUAUCUGGGAACAGGAAGCCAGACUGGCAGAAUGCGAGCGAAUGCUGGUGGCCAUGGACUUGGCGAUGUGUUUGAAUGAUGCUGCUGCUGCUUUGCAAGCUGCUGUUAGCUGCUAUGGCCUCUUGGCACCUAUGAUGUUCCAUCAGAUUACUUGUGACUCUGUGGUACAAGUACUAAAAAAAUGCUUGAUGGUUUUGGAGGAGAAUUCUGGCCUUCUCAAACAAAAAUGGACUGAAAACACCCCAGAGUCAUUCAUGCACAUGAUAGCCUGCAUAACCUACUACCUGGCAAAGGCAUUACGUGUGCUCAGGAAACAUGAGAUGGCCGCUGCAGUGAUGGACUGUGGUUGCAGGCUGCUUCAGGAAGUCUAUCAGGCCCAGCUGCAGAUUAGAAAACUUACUAACCAAUCUGAGGGUCGUAAGAUGGCAGCCACAGCCAAGACUCAGAUGAAGACGAGUCUUCAGUUGAAGGCACUGGAAAUGAAGAACAAGAAAAGAACUGCAUCUGAAGCCCUUCACACCCCAGACCCUGAUAUUUCUGCAGAGACUUCUCAGCCACUAAUAGGCUCAGAGGAUCCUAACUUAUUGUAUGACCUGAUCUCCAGCAGCACACUAAAGGAUGCCUACAUGGAGGUGAUGAAACUCAGACGCAAGGUGUAUUUUACUGAGUUUGCUGCACUGCUACUUCAAAGAACCAUGGAAGAAGGCCACCUAGACCUUGUGUUGGAAUGGGGGAAAAGCCUGUUUCAGAUUCUUUCCAGGCGUGAUGAGGUGAUGGUACUGUCCACAAAAUGUUUGGAGGAACACAGUCAGAUUAAACAAGGAGGCGUUAUUCAGAAUGAAACAGCCCAGAGCAAGAAUGCUUCUUCACAUGAUGAUACAAGAAAGAAACUAAAGCAGAAAUUGCCACAGAACAUGCUUUUGAAAAGGAGGACACGCAGGGAAGUUCUGGCUGUGGAGAACUUGCUCGCUCUGAUUUCGUCUGUGGUGCAGCGCCAAAAGAAGAGGCUGCAGCUGAGGCACAUUUGCUCUGAAGAGAGAGUGUGGAGAGCACAGCUGAACUAUUGCAUGGCUCAGGCACAUUUAGCAAAGUUUUAUCAGUGUCUGGACCGGCAGCACAGAGGAGCCUUGGAGCAGAGGUACAGCCAGUUUCAUCCUUUGUGUUUCUCUCUGGCCUACUCUGGUGUCCUGCUAUGGAGGAAGAACUCGCAGCAACAGCAGUUGCAGUCUUCAAAGAAUGAAGCUGUCUUACACAUGGCCUCCUCUGGUUGCAGUGAUCGUGUGAUGACUGCUGACAAAGAUGGAGAAAAAAAUGAGGCAGUUGAUGGCUCUGUCACAGAGGACACAUGUAAGGAGGGAGAGGGCUCCUCUCACACUAUGGAACAGCAGAUGGAGGCACAGAUGUGCACAUCUGCCACACUGCUGGAUUCACUUAAUAAAGCUGCUAUACAUCUCCAGAGAGCCAUGGUGUUGGCCCAUCGUGGCAACCACUGGACCACUCUGCAGUGUGUGUGUCAGUCAAUGUGGGACCAAGGCUGCAGAAUCACUGCCCUUGUACAGAGAGCUGCUCAACUUGAAACUCCAUCUCUGAUCACAUCAGACCAGCUACACACUAUCCUCACCCCACUGCUGGUACUGGCUACUGACCUCAUCAUGGACAUGCUGAACAAACUAGGGCUGUGGGGUUUGUAUGACAGUGACUUGACUGAAGAUGCGCUAGAAUCCAGUCUCCACUUCUCAGCCUCACUGGAUGACAGCACCCAGGUGGAUCUGCGUUGGGUUCGCACUUUGGUGUUAUACACUCUAGAGCGGCUCCAUGACAGUGGCAAGUGGGAAAGCCUCGCCCACUUUGCCUUACUUUUCAACUCAUACACACGCGAUCGUUAUACCUUCACUGUAACUCCUCUGCUAGUCCACGCCCAGAGGAAGUUGCUUGAAAGAAUUGACUCUUUUGGAGGGCCUGCAGUCCCACAGCCACACCAUAUCAACACACAGAAGGCCACUGGAAAAGAGGUGACUAAUAAAAGUUACGCAGGCUGCCAGCUUCUCAGUGGUCGGACCCAUAAUGCUGUAUUGAAACGGCACAUUCACAAAAAUGCAGCACCAACAAACUUGACUCCUCAAGAAGCAGCUGAUCUUAAAGUUGCAGAGAUACAGCACUCCAUGUCCCUUGUUCGUGUUCCGCUGGAUGUGGAGGACACACUGAGCUGUUACCGUCAAGCACUCGAGAAAAAACCAUAUUGUCUUCACAUCUUCCAGCACAGUCGCUCACUACUGGAGCUCCUUCUGGCAAACACGCAGCCCUGCUCUAUGAUACAGAUGCCGCACUGUCUGAGCCGAGGUCUCAGCCAUUCAGCGAGCCUUGUGAAUUUCAGUCCUGUUGUUAUGCUUACUCCGAACAUCCAACCAUGUGACCUGACGCAGGAGGACUACAGUACUCCAAACGCUAUCUAUGGCUUACCUAUCAGCCGUGACCACUUGCCAACUGUCACUGCUGCAUACUCCACUUGCAUAAAGUACCUCCAAGCUAAUGGUCAUAACUCUCUCAGAGUUCUGGCUCUGCAUGAACUGGGAAACCUGCAGUUUUACAGUGGAAACACACGGGCAGCACACUCAUGCUGGAGUAAAGCGGUAGAUUGUGCCUUACAGAGCUCAGGUGCUUUGGAGAAAUGGGAUGGCUUGUCCUUUGGGGGUGGCUCAGUGCAGCAAACUCUAAGACAGACUGGAAUUUGGGGAUGUCUACAGGCGGCUGUGGUCACUGCUAAGAUAGCACAGUAUAGCUUAACUUCUGAUAUCAGCCGGCGAACAAAGUACUGCCUCCUAUCUGCUCACCUCUUUAAGAGUUUGCUGUAUUGCUCCAUGGCUCAUCCCCAGGCAGACCUGCAGUAUGCCUCCUAUAGCAUCGGAGAUCAGCUGUUCCCUGGAGUUGACCUUUUCUCCGAACCCCACAGGCUUCACCUCGGCACCACUGUGACAAGCUUGAACUUCAUUUGCCACUGGCUUUUCACCACUGGCUACUGCAUCACGCUGCUGCCCACGCUCGCCCUUUACCUACAUUUUGUGGGGACUGUGUGCAGAGACGUACAGCGCACUGUCGAAGGCAAAAUACUUAAGAUACGUGUCCUUACUGAACUGUGUCUGUUCACUGAAGCUGUGAAGGAGGCCGUUCAGCUCACACGUGGAACAGGUGUCCUUCUGCCUCAUGGACAAUCCAUUGCCAGCACAUGUGUCCAACCUACAAAGACAUUCUGUAGCAACAAGUCUCUUCUGGACAAUGCAGAGGCUUUGGAGGAACUAGUGAACUGUGACUUUACUCCAGAGGUUUGCACCCUGUAUGGAGCAGCACUGUGUGUCAGAUUCAACCUUGCUCGUGUCCAACUAGUCGUGGCACUCACUAAUGCUGCCUCGAGCUUUCCUGUGUCAGAUUCUCUUGAGGGAGAAGUUUGUGGCAGGAUAACGAGUCGUUUGGUGGAUCCAAAAGAUGAUGAGCAGGAUAGUCUGGACACCGAGGACUGCUGUCCAAUGACAGAGGAGCGAAAAGUUCUCACUCUUAAUGCUAAGACACAGAAGCUCACUCCAGAAAGGAUUAAAUUCCUUUUGCUGGAAGGUGCAUCUUCUUUGUUGAACACUGUUUCGCAGCAGCUUGAAUCUCAUUCCUUGUGCAAAAUGGAGACCCUGGAAAUGACAAUAGAAUUCAAUCUUCUGAAGGGCAAUGUCUACAUGCAGCAAGGACAUACUGCACUUUGCUUUGAGAUGGCAGUUUCAUCUUUGAAGCUGCUGCAAACGUCACCUGCGAUUGUGAGAGGAUCCCAGACUAAUGCUAAAGAUUUUAGUGAGUCAGACCCCCAGAAUGGAGACUCUCCCAGAGUAGUGGAGGCCAGUGAGAGAGCUGGAGUUUAUCUGUGGCUGCGUUGCCGCUUGGCUCUGGUCCAUAGCCUGGUUGCCCACAACCCUGGCACCACUGAGCUUCUACCAGGUAAAAACAUUAAUGAGGAGGCAGCCCGGGUGCUACAGGAGGGUCUCGAUGAAUGUGCGCUGUGGGGAGACCUUGAUAUUCAAGCCCUACUGAUGGUUGAAGGUGCCAGACUGGAAGCCCGGAGAGGCAAGACUGACAACAGCAUAGCAAUGUUGCAGAAAGCAGUGAGCCUGCUGUCAGGACGGACCUGCACGCCACCAAAGUCAGUCAUAACGCUGGCUCAGGCCACUUUGCUGCUCAGUGACUUAAGAGGAGUACAGAGUGUCACACCUCUGCAGCUGAUGCAGAAACUACUGAGAAAGCAGCUGUGCGAUUUUGGUCAGAGUGUGCAGUUAGUUGAUGGAAAAAUGUGUUUCCCUCCUCCUGGACCGAGCAACAUCUACCUUCUGCACCUCAACAUACUAAACCAGACCACUUUGCAAAUUGGCAACAUCCUGGGUCAUGGUAAAAUGGGAACAUCAGUUUCUGACAUCCAGCCAUCACAGUCUACUUCCAGGCAGAGUGUGCACCAGACUGAAAAAGACUCUCAAGCAGUUUCAUCACCGAACAAUCCAACCACCUCCAGUCCUAAAUGAUUUAAAUGCGCCUUAUGCACAUAUGUAAAGACAUGGGUGGCUACUGAAGUAUUUCAUUUUCUCGGAGAGCAAGAGUCCUGCGGGAAAUCUUGUGUAGCAACACAUUAUGUUAUCAACUUAGUACAUAAGAAGCAAAAUGCUGCGUAUAGUUUAAAGGCCAUUUAUAAUAUACUAGAGCAAUCAAAUGCAGACAACUGCACCUGGGAACAGUGAAUACAGUUUGAAAGGCAGGACAAUGUUAGUGCAAAGAAUUCAGAUGUUCUGGAUGAUUUAAGUCACUUUAAGUUAAUAUUGUCUGGAAUCAAAUAAAAUGGUAUGC
Molecule: messenger RNA, 8123 nt
Organism: Archocentrus centrarchus (flier cichlid)
Lineage: Eukaryota; Metazoa; Chordata; Actinopteri; Cichliformes; Cichlidae
Gene: cfap54
Product: cilia and flagella associated 54
Exons: 57
Coding region: 92-7804 (2570 amino acids)
Biological process (GO): cilium assembly
Molecular function (GO): protein binding
Source: RefSeq, a predicted model, not a curated record